Vombatus ursinus (common wombat) is the source of this 7104-nucleotide messenger RNA. RefSeq names its product inositol 1,4,5-trisphosphate receptor-interacting protein-like 2. The coding region runs from base 693 to 2303 and encodes 536 amino acids. Lineage: Eukaryota; Metazoa; Chordata; Mammalia; Diprotodontia; Vombatidae. The transcript has a single exon. The record is from RefSeq and is a predicted model, not a curated record.
UUCCUCUUCACUCUCUGGCUCGGCCCUUUCUCUCCUCGGAAGAGGAAACUUCGCGGUCGAAGUAACGGGAUCGGGGAAAGCCAGGGCCUGAACCUCUGGAGCCCACCUCUAGCGGUGCCAGAGGCUGGACCGUCGACCUACUGACCCGACAGCUGGCCGACCUGAGCCUUGGCAGGGGCGGUAAGAGGAGGGCGAAGGCUUCGAACUCGGCAGGGCAGUGAACGGAAAGAAGCGCGGAACUGGAGAGGUUAGGACUACAGCAAACAAGCGAGGGUCCGGGACAGCUGCUGGCACGAGGGACUACUCCUGGAAGCAGGGUCGGGAGAGGAGCUGAGUUGGGAAGAAGCCCGGAGCCCGAGACGGGACAGGAGCUGCAGAAAGGCCCGGACCAGAGGCGUACGCUGGAGGACGGGGCGGGGCAGAGCCGAAACCGAAGCUGGAAAGAGAACUUGAGCUGGGAGAAGGGACAGAAGAGAGCCCGGGAGCCAGAGGAGGUGCGGGAGCCGGGACUGAUCGAGAAGGGGAGGCUUGACUUCCAGAAACCAGCUAAGGGCUAAGCUGGCCCCAGGAAGUCAGGGCAGGGCUCGAGCUGCUGCGUGUAUGCGGGGGCGGAGAAGGGGGAGCCACCGUCGCGGUCGCGGAGGUCCAGACCAUGGGCUGACCAUCACCGGACGUUGCCCCGGGCGCCCAGCAUGUCGGUGCACUACACCCUCAACCUGCGCGUCUUUUGGCCGCUGGUGACCGGCUUCUGCACUGCCCUGGUCUGCCUCUACCACGUCUUGAGCGGAAGGGGCGGCUCCGCCGCUCCCCAGGACAGCGAGGACGCUGGCUUCCCGCUGCUCAAAGCGAUUCUCUUGCUGCUCUUGGGCUACCUCCUUCUGCGUUUUCGCCACGCAGCCCGGCAACGCUUCCUGCCUCGCGUUCCCCACCAGGGGCUCACCCCGUCGUCUUCGAGACUUCUCAAUGAGCCGGGCCUCAGUGUUUUACUGGAGAGUUACUAUGAGCACGAAGUUCGCCUGUCCCCUCAUGUGCUGGGCCACAGCAAAGCGCACGUGAGUCGCAUCGUAGGCGAACUGGUCCGUGCCGGCCGGGCCAGGGGAUCUCCAGGUCCUUCUCCCGGAGGAGCCUUAGCUCUGGCUUUUCGGGGGGACUUCGUCCAGGUGGGCAGCGCCUACGAGCAGCACAAGAUCCGUCGGCCGGAUGGCUUCGAUGUUCUGGUUCCCUUACGCCUCCCACCUCUUGUGGCGCUGGAACCUCGAGGCCUGGGCUCGGAGCCUGAGUUGCCCCUGGCGCUUCGUGGCUGCUUCGUAUGCGCCCUCAAGGCCCCACCGUCUUCACCCUCUGGUGGGGCAGGAAGCCAGUGGCACCGGGACUCCAAACCCUUCUCCGACGGCUUCUGCGUGGACCUUCGUGGCCGGCGCCACCUCUCUGCAGCGCUAGUGUCGCGUUGGUUCCAGGCGCAUUUGCAGCGAUGCCUUGCCACAGUGCGGUACAGCUUGGAGGAGCGCUGCCGGGUCAGCCUAUCUCCUGGGGGCCUCGACCAGCCUCCCACCCUGCACAUUCUGCCUUGCCGCACCGACUAUGGCUGCUGCCGGCUCUCCAUGGCUGUGCGCCUUAUCCCUGCUGUACACUUGGGAGAUGGAGUCUUCCUAGUGGCACCACCACUGCCACUGCCUCCCCCUGGGCUCCCGUCGGAGCUCCCUGGAGGGCUGAGGGUCGAGGCGCUGUGGGGACUGAACACAGCUCGCCAGGAGCAGCGGCUGCUGGGCUGGCUGCAAGAACGAGCCCCACCCGGGGCCUGUCACCUUAAAUGCCUACAGUUGCUAAAGGCACUGAGGGAUCUGGGCGCGCGAGGACUGGACCCUGUGGCCUCAUCCCAGUGGGGGCGCAUCCUCUCAUCUUAUACGCUAAAGACCUCGCUUCUGACUCUGCUGCUUCGAGGGGAUCCUUUGCAUUGUUGGGAAGAGGUCCACUUGAGAGAGAGGCUAGAGGAGCUGGUGCUCUACUUGAGGGACUGCUUGCUCCGCCACCGUCCGCUUUUCCAUUGUUUUCUGGGCCCUGACGGAGCCGUCGGACUCACAGCUGAGAUCGGCCAGCUGCCCAAAGUGCUGCGCGAAUCCGCCCCAGUAGAUCUCCUGGCCUCAUUCGAUGGGCGCGCCCGGGAGUUCGUGGCGGCGCGACUGGUGUCCACGUGGCGCCGGCUGCCCCAGCUUCUCCGACCCUACGGAGGACCCCGAUAUCUGGCCAGGAGCACCCAGCCCCGGAACCAGCGGGUCCAAGUUUUCCCGGAGCACGAUCCCUAAAACUGGGAAAAUGCCUUCGCCUGACCACAUAUCCCGAGAAGGGAACCUGCAGGAUAGUUGCUAGCUUAGUAAGGCCCUUCUCUCAGUCUUAUGGGGAGAGGGGGUGGGGGAGGAGAAUGAAUAUAAGAUGCUCUUGUUUUGUGGGGUGGAAUGGGGGUGCGUCACAACCUUUGGGUCGCUAGAAUGAAUGAAAGAAUGAAUCAUUAAGACCCCAGGGCUGCAGAGUAGGUUCAUAUUUUUGGAGCUCCCACAGAAUUUGGCCUUGGCCUUCUUUACACUAUACAUACCAGAGAUAGAUACAUUCCUGCCACUACCUUAGGAACCGGGAGUUCAAAUGUUGAUUCCUUUUUAAUAGCCUAUUAGAACCCAGGCAAUGGGAGAGUCUGGUCAAAAGGGGAGUUGGGGAAGGCGGAGUCCAUCUUUUAUCCAAGGCCCCAUAGCACCAGUUCACUUGCCUUACAUAAAUGAAUCUGGAUCAUAAACCAUAGCUGGAAGAAGAGGGGAUGAUGUACUGUGUAACUUAGUUAUGGAUUCUACAAAUUAGUAUUAGUGUGCUCUGUGAGCAGUGCAAUUAAGAACAUGUUUGACAAGAUUUCAAAGCAUUCUGUUUCACAACUUGCCAAAGGGUGAUAGAGAAUUUGUUAGAGAAAAAACCUUUUAAGGAGAAAAUAGCACUUUAUUUUGAUAAACGCCUUAAUUUUAAUAGUAAUUUUUAUUACCAAGUGUGGCAUUUUGCAGACCAAUUAUACAACAAUAUAAAUUAGUUGGUAUCCUACUUAAUAUUCUUAAGAAGCCAGGGAAUGAAAAAUGUUAGCACAAUGGACCAUGGUUAACAACAAAUGUUUUUCAGCAACAUUGAUGAGAUCAUAAAACUUAUCAAUGCCUAGAUUAGAGAGAGAUGUCUUAGGCCUUUCCUUUGGCAUAUUAAACCAAAUCUUUGCUACUUGAUACAAAGCUAAUCUUUUCCUUCUCCCCCUUACCACUUUGGAAUGACCUGUGUUUCAUUGCACAGCCACCACCCAAGCUGCUUCUGAACUUAGGGCCUGAAGGGGCCCUGAAGGAAGCUGUGCCAAUUCUACAAGGAUUAUUUUAAUACCAUGUAUUCUCAGAGACUGCCAAGUUUCCAUAAAAGGGCUGCAUUUCCAUACAGUACAACAUCUUGGGCAUAGAUUAUUGAGGAUGGUUAUUCCUGAGGCUGUAAAGGGAAAAUGCAGAAAACAAAGGUGAGGAGGGAAAUAAUAACCUUUGUCAGCUGUUCACCCUCCCCUUACCACCAAGGCAUAAAUCAUUCCUAAGUAGAUCCUACAUAGCAUUGGAGUUCUUUUUCUUUUGUUGAUCUUUUCUGAAAUCUUUCCUUACAAGCCUCUAAAUUUCUAGCUUUGACUGAGGUGCAGUCACAUUUUUACCACUUGCAUUAGGCUUAAAUCAUCAAUUGUCCCAGGGAUUGAAAUGACAGUUUUACAGCUCCAAACUAGGGUUUUGGAUUUGGCCUAGCUUGUUUUUGGCUCUGUGUGUGUGUGUGUGUGUGUGUAUUUGUAUGUAUGUAUGUAUGUGUUUUUAAAAUAAAUGGAUGAGUAUCCCAAGAAUUAACAAAGUUCUAACUGUCAAGAAUAGGACCAUUGUUGAGUGCUUGGACAAUCUUAAGGAAGUUCCUCAAACUUUGCUGCUUUAGGAGGCUCCUCUCUCAAGUUUCUGGAUUAAUAAUUUAUAAGUAAUAACCUCACAUGAGGACUUCUCAGACUGGGCUGCACUGAACACUCGCUUCCUUUGAAGCAUAGGCUGGACCAUUAGAAAAACAAGUUAGAAAUGUGUCUUGGAGGAAUUAAUUUUUUGGUAGACAGCUCAGUUUGUAUAAAAGUAUAGAAAAGUUUUAGUUUCUAUACCAAAAACCAUUCCAGCUUUUUUUUUUUAUAUCAGUGUUAAUCAUUAGGUACUGAAUUUGCCAAAGUAAUCUGUCUUGAAUCUAAACUUUACCAUUAAGAUAAACUUCUUUUAAUAAAUAUUAAGGUUAUUAUAUCCUUUAUCUGUAUUUAAAAAAAAAACAACAUUUCAUAUAAUCAACCUAAAGAGUAUUCUCAUCAGCCAGUUCAGAAACUUUUAAAUUUAAAAUAGCUGACCUCAAAAUAUUUUCAUCUUAAUUUAGUACAAUUUUGUUUUGUAUCUUUCAGGUAGGGAAAUAGGAGAAUUUGGGCAACUAUAAAACUUUGGAAGGUUAAUUUAUCAAAAUUUCUAACUGUGGUGAUGGGUUCUUUUUUUUUUAAAUGUUAUUUAAAAAAAACAUAAAUCUGGUAAUGUGCUGCUGCAGCAGCGUUAUUUUCAGGUAUCCUAUCUAAAGCCAUGGCUAUUCUCAAGGUUUUGUUAUUAUUUUUAUUAUUUUUUUAAUUAAUGGGGCAUUGUAUUUGUGUUUUCUAAACAUAAAUAUCUUAUUUAUAUGCCAUGCUGAGCAAUUGUUCUUUGUACAUGGUAACCAAAGCUUAGAGAUUUAGAUCAAUUUUGGUCAAUGCUUAGUAGCCCAAAACAUGUACUAUGUACACAUAAAAUAAUAUGGCAUAUAAGCAAGGGAUGAUGGUUGCCUAGGGCACUUAAGUUUAUUUUUUAUUAUGGCACCAUUCCCUUAAAAGAGCUACAUGGUGGAUCACUCCAGAGGGUAGUUCUCUCUCUUUUUUAAAAAAUUUACACAUAUUUUUGGUGUGUGUUUGUUACUGGAGAUAAAAUACAUGGAAACCUCUAAUGAGUUUUUUUAAUUUUUCUGCUGGUGCCAUAGUAGUUACAUGAGUUGCUGGUGCCAGAAGAAAAUUGGGGGAAGAUGAAUCAUUCUAGCCUGAGGCACCGAAAGGUAACUUCCACUGACCCAUAUGGGAACUGUACUGGAUUCUUCUGGGGAGGGUAGAAUUGGGUCCUACGAGUGUUUUUGUAAAAUGAAACUUGAGCCUAAGAAAGGGAAAAUGAGGAAGGGGAGCAAAGAAUAUUGGAAGGACUAGGAAAGUGAAUCAAAAGAUGGCAAAGUAAGGAGAGUCAGAAGAGUGAAAACUUGAUGUGAAGAUAGGAGAAGACAGGGUGAGAGAGAAUUGGAUAGGAGAAAUUCAUUUUAACUAUGUAUUAUGUUAAAUGAUCGACUCCUUGAAUAUAUGAGACUUGGUAUUUUUGGUUAUAGAUUGUAGUUAUGUUACCUGUAUAUUGACAGUGCAAUAUUCCAAGUAUUAUAUUAUCUUAUUUAAGCUUUAUUGUAAAGCUAAACCAGUAGAUUAAUACAGCUACAGAUAGGACUUUCACAUAAUUUAUCUAAUAUGACUGUUGAAAGUUGAGUUGUUAGGAUACCAAUCAAAAUUCUUUACCAAAGGAAGUGUGGGUCAAUUCAUAGCACUUCCUUCCUUGGGACUGUGGGCUCAAGCUCUUCUAUCAUAUCGGACUUGGCCAUCCAGAUCGCACACGCUUUCUGGUGGUGGCUGAACGCCACCUGGGAAACAGGAAGCCAGAUCCCACAAAGGGAAUGAUUUGAUGUCUGGGUGUGAUCUAGGUAUUCUCUCAGGUGCCUCACUUAGUUUUGGAGACUUUCCAGGUAACCCACACCAUAUGUAUUUUUAAAAUGUCCUAGUUGGUGUCUUUGCAAUGAUUUAUCUGAUGGCAGUGAACCUCAGAAAAAACAGCCAGGACUAUGGGCCACAUGUCUCACUUUCCCACAGCUUAAUUUCAAUCUCUCCCCCAUCCCCUUCAUGAGUAUAUUAACUCUUUCUGGCUAUUAGACUCCACUCCACCGAAACAAGAUUUUAUCCACUGGCACCCCUAGCAGUCUGAAGGGGGUAGUCUGCCUUCUCAAAAUGCCACUUUUGCAAUCAGGUUGAAAUUUGCCUCUUAAUAAGAUGUGGUCCCAAAGCUCUUUUUCCUCUUCUUAUCUCAAGAGCAAGUGCCUCUGUGACUUUGGGCCUGUCUGCCUUAGCUUCCCUAUCUAUAAACUGAGGAUAGUUGCACCCCUACCUCAUGAGAGGUUUAUGAGGAUUAGCAUAGCUAAUGUUGAUUUGCAAUGUACAUUGAAAGUGGAAAAAAUCCUCAGUAUUAUCAUCAUCAUUAUUGUUAUUUUAAAAAGCAUAUUUGUGACUUAGACACUACUGUUUAUAAUUUCAUACCCACAUAUUUUUAUACCUAUGUUUUAGAAAGGUAUAAAGCACUUAUAAGGGGAGGUUAUAAUGACCCUGUUAGCCACGGGUGUAGGGGUGGGGGGACUGGAGAAGAAUAAGAUUAUAGAUAUAUCAAGAUAAUACCAACUAAGUCAUAUACACAUUUCUUUCCCUUUAUAAGUAUCUGAAAAUGAUACAUAUUCUUAAGCAAACUUAACAUGUUUUGAUUUUCAACACCAUUUAUUAAGUGCCUGCUAGAUGCAAGGCACUUUGGGAUAGAAAAUAUAUAACGUAGUUGCUGUCCUCAUGAAGUUAAUGUACCUUAAUUUCAGUCAUCUUAAUAUAUUCCGUCUAUUUUGUUUUUAUUUUUCAAAAGUGCAUAGUGUUACAAAGCAAAUCUGUUUAAUAUUUUUUGCUUUGGCAGUAAAAACUCAUAGUAAAAUGUCUCUUUUUAAAAAAAAAAAAAGGCCAAAGACUUACCUGAAUGUUGUUCUGCUGCUAUUGCAAACAAAAAAAAAAAAAAAAAAAAAAGAAAAUGCUUAAAAUUUCAGCCUAUUCCAAAGUGUUAAAAUAUGCCAUUUACUUUCUCUUUUAAGGUCCAAAGACAUUUGCACUUUUAUUGGGAAGAGGGUGACUUUAAAUUGUUUUCCUGUGUUUCACACUAUGAAUAAACAAACUUUUUGAAA